Molecule: messenger RNA, 8901 nt
Organism: Paramecium primaurelia
Lineage: Eukaryota; Ciliophora; Oligohymenophorea; Peniculida; Parameciidae
Source: the annotation of a GenBank genome assembly
AUGUCAUCUCAUGAUGUCUACUAAAGGAAAGAUUUCCUGAAGAGAAAAUCAACUAUGAUUAUACCUAAGAAAUCACGAUUUUAAAAGAAAUGUGAGGUUUUAUAGAAGCAUUUAGAAAUAUAUAAAACAUUUAUAAAAAUAUUGUUAGGAUUUGAAUUAGAGGAAGAGGAAGACCUUAAUUAUAAUUAUAUUCUAAUGAAUUUCAAAAAAAACCUUAAAGAAAAUAUUGAAAUAUUUCCUGACUGCAUCAUUAGGUUUCUUUAUAAAUAAUUAUUUUAAUUAGUUUAAUAAACCCAGACUAUAAAUAUAAGAAUGAGAAUCAAAAUUAAUAUUUGAUUAAUACUAGCAUAGAAUUAUUUGAAUUACUUCAAUAAGGAUUAAGAAUCAAUUAAAAAUCAAUAGAUGAUCUUUUAUUAUUGAAAGCUAUUGAAUCGAUAUAUUUUAAUUUGCCUGUAUAUGAUCAUUAAUAUCACAAAAAAAAGGAAUCCACAGCUCUUUUUACCGAAGAUAAUCAAGAAUAAAGAAACAUAAAAGAUAAAGAUCACCAAAAACAAAUUUUAUUGGCCGACAAAUCAGACAUUAGGUAUAACCAAAUUGACAAAAAUGGUACUUUAACAUAAUUAGAUAGAAAUAAUAAAGAAUUAUGUAUCUUAAUUAGAAAAAUAGUUACAUAAUUUGCUUUAAUAAGAUAUACAUGCAAAUAUUAUGGAUUUAUUAACCUUAAAUUUUAAGGAAUUAAAAUAGACACCUUUAAAAAAAUGGAAAGGUGGUUAAUAUUUAGAAAAUCAAAAUGAUUUAUGGCUUAGAACAAGUUCUCCUACUUAAGAUGUUUCUACAUUAAUUAGAAAUGCUUUGAUUAUUAAGCUUAAUAAAGUUGGUUUUAAUCUUUAAUCAUUUAUAUCUGGAGAUGGACAAAAGAUCUUUGUUAUGCUUAAUAUGCAAGAUUCAAACCUUAAAAUAGUUGCUGAUUAAGGUCAUGUAUUAAAAUAACUAAAUUUUUGGUUUACAGAUUUAUUUUCUUUAGAACCUGUUGAUAAAUCUUUUAGACCAUUAAGAAUUAAUAAUAGACUUUGGAAAUCAUAAGAUUAUGAUGUUUCAGAUUUAUUUUUAUAUUUAAAACCUUAAAUGAUUAAAUUAAUUUAAUAGAUUAAUUUCAAAAGAAUAGCCAGAGAAACAAAUCAAAGUUCAAUAAAUUCAUAAUUAUUUGAAUAUGGAAAAUUAGAUUUUAGUGAGAAAGAUGAUGGUCCAACUGAUGAAGAAUGGAUAGCAUAUCAUAAAUAUUUGACUCAUUUAGAAAAAUGUAUUAGAUAAUUUAGAUAAAGUUAAUUAAUAGAUAAUGAAUUAGCAUCUUUACUUAAUAAAUAAAUAACUCCUCUAUAAAUUUAUUAGAAACGAAAUUAAUUAAAUAAAGAAAUUCAAAAUCUUAAUUACUAAAAUAUAAAUGAACCUAAAAAUUAUGAGCAUUUAGAAAUAAUAAAUAAUAUUGAGAAAUAGGCUGAAAGAGUUAUGGAUGAAUUUUCUAAUUUUUAAUUUUCAUUAUAAAUUCCUAAAGUAAAAGCAUUAAAAUUAUUAAAAAAAGAAUCAGUUACUUUAAAUUAUCUCUAUUCAUUUUAAGAAGCUCUUAGAGUUGCAAAUGGUGAAUAAAUAAAAUUAUAUAAUUUAUGGGAAAGAUCAGAAAUACCCCCAUUUGAUAUGUAUCAUCCUUAUUAAAUGCCUAACAAAUAAAAUACUAAAACUAAUUAAGCAAAACAAGAAUUAAGUUGGACAAAAUAUGUUAAGAAUGAAAACUAUGAGAUAUCGUUAUUUUCUUCUUAAGAGAGGUUAAAAUUAGUUUAUUAGAAAGUAUUUUAAGAAUUAGAUCUUAGUAUAAUGCAUUAAUUAGGUAUCAUUAGAUAGAUAUUCUGUCUUAAUGAUCAUUAUGAAUUAUUUGGAUAAUGUAGUAAUAUAUAGGCUUAGAUAACAUUGGAUACAAGAUUUUUUAAGAAGAAACCAUUCUAAUUGAUAGAUGAAUGGAAACUUGAUUAUAUGAAACCUUGGAUUAGUCCUUGUGAUUUAAUUUGUGGAUAUUAUGGAGAAAAAAUUGGUCUCUAUUUUUAUUUUAUGAGUUAUUUCACUGAAAUGACUACACCCUUAGCUUUUUCAGGUCUUGCUUGUAGUUUGAUUUAAUGGAUAAUUUGGGAUAAUGAAAGUGACUUUUAUAUAUUGAUUACUAUUAUAUUUUCCUUUGUUUAAAUUUAAUGGAGCAAUGUGUUUACAGAUUUAUGGAAAUAGAAACAAAUCUAUUUUAAUUUAAAAUAUGGUUAAAAUAAUUAAGAUGAAUAAUAAGUAUAAAGAUCUAAAUUUAAAGGUAAACACAUAAGAUCCUUAGUUAAUGACUAAUUAAACUCAAUUGAAGUAUUAUUUGGUGAAUAUUUGAAAAGAACUUUGAUUAGUUCUAUGUUACUAUUAAUUUUUAUAUUAUUUUAUAUUGGUAUCAUAGUUUCCUUAUUUGUAUUUACAGUCUAUUUACAUAAUUAAUAUUCAGAGGAACUUGAAUACUUAGAUGUUGCUACAAUAGAAGUUACAUCAGCUGCAGCCAUGAACUUUAUAGUUUAAUUAAUUAUAGAUAAUAUCUUUGAUAAAAUCUCUAGCUAAUUAACUGAAUAUGAGAAUUACAAAACUGUUGAAGCAUAUGAAACAAGCUUUGUUUUAAAAAAAUUUAUUUUUUAAUUUUUCUCUUAUAUAGCUCCACUUUUAUUUUUAGAUUACUUAAAUAAACCACUUAAAUUAUAUUGUUCAAUUACAAAUUGUGAAAGACAUGUUAAAUAUUAUUUUUCAACAAUUGUAAUUUUAAUUUUAUUUAAAUAAAUUGUGAAAUUUGUAGUAUUUUUAUUUAAACUAACGAGAAUUAAAAUUAAAAGUUAUGAUUAUAAUGAAAAUGAUAUAAUGGAUUUUGUUGAAGAGUAAUCAUCAAGAUAACCUUAUUCGUAAGAUUUCGAGAGAUAUGGUACAAUGUAAGAUUAUAUGGAAUUAUUUGUAUUGAUAUCAUUUUUAAGUAUUUUUGGAUAUACUUUUCCAUUUAGUUUUUUUAUUUUAUGGAUAUCAAAUAUUAUGUAAAUUUAAGUAAAGAAAAAUACUUUCUUAUAUUUUUUAUAAAGACCAUGGCCAAAAAAUGAAUGUUCUUUAGGAAUUUGGAAUAAUUUCUUAGAAAUUAUCAGUUUACUUUGUUUAUUAACAAAUACUGGUGUUGUAACAAUUUAAUAUAAUAAAUAAUAUGGCUAUGAACUUAUUAUGGUAUUUUUAUCUGUUUUAAUAUUUAAUUGUUUUGGAAAGUUUAUAAUUGGUAUAAUAUUUGGAUAAAUACCAGAUGCUUUAAGUGACUUAAUGAAAAGACAUAAAUAUUUAAUUAAAGCAACUAUUCAAAAUAAAAUUAAAGAAGGAAAAUCUCAAGAAAAUAAAGAAGCUUUUAAAAGAUUUCCUAUUUUAAAGGUUUAUGGAACAUUAAAUUCUGCAGAAUCAGGAAAAUUCGAAACUAUUAGUUCUGAUGAUGAAUUACAUGAUCAUUAUGAAAUUCCAGAAAUCAAACAAAAAUUGGAACUUAUUAAAGUUGAAUCUUAUACUAAAAAUUUAGAUAAACAGUAUUUAGGAGAAUUUCAAUUAACUAAAAUUCUAGAGUAUUUUAGUUAAAGAGAAUAAAAUUGGGCUUUCAAAUGUGUAUUUAAGGAUUAAACAGAAAAAUAAAAGUUUAGAUUAUUAUAAAAAAUAUAUUCUUUAUUAUAUAAAGCAUAACUUUUAACAAAAUAUAGAUAACUUUGGACAGAUAGAAGAAUAUCUCAAAGAUUUAUUCAUAUGAGAAGGAAAAUAAUUUAAUUAAGAAAUUUAGAUUAUAGAAGAUAUUUUAUAAUCUCAUAAAAACUUAAUUAAAUGAGAACUUAUUAUGAUGAAAAAGCUUAACAAAGAUUUAGAAAGGAUUUUCAAUUAAUUGGAUAAUAAGAAGAUGAAAAUGGAGAAGAAAAUAUAGAAUAUACAAAUUUAGUUAAGAAAUAACAGAAAUAUGUUGAAAAACAUUCAUGGUUAAAUACAAGAAAAGUAAUUAUGCUAAAAAUAAAAGCAUUAACUUUUAAGGGAUUUAGAAAACAAGUAGUUAAGAAACCAUCAAUAUAAUUAAUUUAAGAAUUUUAUAAAAUUUCUUAAAUUAUUGAAGAUCUUGAACCAGAAAAUCCUUUAUAACCAGAAUUAGAUUCUUAAAUUGAUUAUUCAAAUUUAGAAAAAAUAAAAUUCAUUGAUUUUAUUGAGAUUUUCAAUCGUAUAGAAUUAAAGUAAUUUUUAUAUUUUAAUUAUAAGAUAAAAAGUUUAAUGGUUUCUACCUUUAAGUUCUAAAAGAAAUAAUUCAUCAAAUUAUUAUAUUGAAGAAAUGAAAUCAGCUGAAUAUAAAAAUAUAGUUGAUUAAUGCAAGGAUUCUUCUAUUUUUUAGAAAACAACAACUUUUCUAGAAGAUAUUAUACUCUCUUAUUUUUAAAUUGAAUAAUUCCCUAUUCCAUAAAUUUAAUUCAUCAAAUAUAUACAUGAUAAUAUCUGGGUAGUCAAACUUGGUUAAUCAGAAACAAUUUCUUUAUUGUAGUUUUUCUAAAUAAAGCAUGGAGAACAGAUUCAACUCUAAAAGUACACAGAUAAUCAUGAAGGUAUAUUAUAUACUGAAAGUAAAACCUAUUAUAGAAUGGUCAAUCUUGUAGAUCAAAUAGAUGACUUUUAUAUCAAGGGUUACUGUAUAUGUAUUUAUAAUGCUUUUGAACCAAAGAGUUUUUUACAAGUAUUAAAAUAUCGAAAAACUUAUGGAAUACCAUAUUCAGAAGCUGAAAUCAAAUAAUUUCUUCAUGCUUCCUUAAAUCUAUUAAAAGUAGCUGAUUUUAAAAGUUUAUCGAGUAGAACUAUUUUCUUAAUCAAAGGAGAAUAUCACAUAUUAAAUUCAAUGAACAAGACUCAUUCUUUUUUUGAAUUAGGGAAAAUUGUUUUAUAAAUGAUAUAUUUAGAAGAGAUUGAUGAUAUUAAACCUUAUUUCGAUAAAUUAUAACAUCCUUUAAAAUGGUUAAUUAAUGAAUUAUUAUUUUUAGAAGAUAAUCUUCAAAAAUUAUAAGAUUUUAUACAAAAAUAAUAUUGUUUUACUGAUAUUAAAUUUGAAAUUGAACAUCAUUAAAAAUAAUAAUCAAGCUAAGGAUUAACUUAUUAAGGAUUUACAUGGUCAAUGCUUCAUAAAGUAAAUUUAAAUUUUAGAAUGAAAUAAUUUCAAGAUACUUUACAUUUAACUUAAGAAUUUGAAGAUUAUAUAAAGAAAGAGGUGUUUGAGAUAAAUGAAAACAUUUUUUCUUAUUUUUGUAUUCAAUUAUUAGAAGAUUUAAAUUCUUAUUUACUCUCAUCACAUUCUCUUAAAAGAAAUCUCGACUUGAUAUUAAUAUAUUAUUAUUAGAUAGCAACAAAGCUUCAAUUAAAAUUAGAUAUAACUAGAUAACUGAAUUAUUUUAUUGAAAUUCUAAAAAAAUUAUCAUUUGAAUUAAGACUUAUUAUAAAAUAACUGACAUCAAAUAUUAAUGUAGCAAAUUUAAAUCAAACAGAAUAAUGUAUAAUUCUUAAAACAAUAUAAAGUGAUGUAGAAUAAUUUUCUUAAUUAUUAUCUAAGUAAAGAUAAUCCUUACUUAUUUAAUUAAGAAAAAAUCUAAAUCUUAUUGACAAUAUUUUAGUUUUUGAAUAACAAGUAAAUAGAUUUUUAAAUUAAUUUUAUGCUUUAUUUACUUUGCAAUAAUAUUUUAUAGAGCAUUAUGAAUAUGCAAAAUUAACAAUAUCAACAGUAAUUGAAACAUAACAAAAAAUUAUGCAUAAAUACAAAUUACCUGAAAUUUUGAGUGAAGCAUAAGAAUUAAGUCCAAGUUAAUUUAAUUUUAAUUAAUUAAGUCCUGGUAUGGAAAGAGAAGAAUAAGAAAUUAUUCAUGAAGAAAUAUGGGUUUUUAAUAUACAUUAAGAAUUAAAAGAAAAUCCUUUAUAUGCCAUAUAAUAUAUUUAUUAUCUAUACUUAUAAGUAAUUAUACUACAUGAUUGUAAAAAUGAAUUAUUUAACAUUAAAUAAUAGGAAUUCAUUGAUUACAAUUUUAAAGAUAUACCAGCAUAUACUUAUUUCUAAUAAUUGAUUUCAUCACUCAAAGUUGAUUUUUAAAUCACUUAAAAAAAUGAACAAUUUUUUAAGGAAGAAUCUAAAUGUGAAUUAGGAAAAUAUAACAUUUUAUGGAUUAAAGCAAAAAUAGAAAAUAAAUAAUAUGAAUAAUCAGAACUAGAAGAAUCAACUAAUCUAGAAUUUAAUUGGAGAUAAAUAUUUUAAUAUAAUAGUUUAAAAUGUAAUGCUAAAAACAAAAUUUCUCUGCUUUAUAUAUUAAAUUAACCUUCAACUAAUGAAUAAAUGAAAAUUCUUUUAAAUAUAAGAGUCAUACAUUUUCUUUUAAAACUGUAUGACUAUUGUCCAAUUAACUUCAAAUAAAGAGUCAACAUUUUAAAUAUAGAUUAAUUAGGUUAACUAAAUUUAGAAAACACAUCAAAAAUAUUAUAAUUACAAUAAUUACAUAAAAAAUAUACUUUAGGUGUAAGGACAGAUUAUUUCAUUAAUUAAAAUAAUGAAACCUCAUCAUGGUUAUUUCAUUAGGGACUAAUAUAAUUAAGAAUCUUUAUCUAUUAAUCUUAUUGUUAUAGUUUUGCUAAAAGACACUUUGAAAAUAUUGCUUAAUUUAUUAAUUACAAGGAAGAAAUAUUCACUUAAAUUUCUUAACUAAUGAUAUAAGGUGAUUCAUUAUUCUCUAAAGCUAAGAAUUAUUAAAUUCUUUAACAUCCAAUAGAUAAUAUGUUAAUUAACCUUUAAUCUGAUUAUUUUUGUUAUCAUUAAUAUUUUUUGACUUAAACUAGAAUAAUGUUACUAUAGAAAAAAAAGCUAAUGAAUAUUUAUAAUAGUUUUGAGCAAUAUAUAAAUGAAAAUUUUAAAAAUUCUAUAUUUAUUUUGGGUUUAAUCUAGAUUUACUAUGAAUUUGAAGAAAUAGAUAUGGCUAAUUUAAUGAUUUCUUUUACUAAAAAAUUAAUAGAUAAUAAUGCUAUUAUUUUAAAUGAUACACAUGAAGGUUUUACAAGAGAUUUAUAAAUUUUAGAGGCUGAUAUAAAAUAAAAAAGUUAAUAAUUGAUUAAAAGUCCAUAUAAUAGACUUUACCAUAGAAAUGACUAUAUUGAAUAUUUUGAUGAUGAAACUUUAAAUGCAAGAUAUUUUCUUUUUAAUUUACCUUAUUAUUUUAACAUUAAAUUUUCAUAAUCAAUUUUAGAAGAUUUCAUAAAUGUUAGUUUUGUUAAGUUGAUUUUACCUUUAUAAUAAAUUUUGAAAACUGCCUAUUGUUCAAUCAAAGCAGAAUGUGGAGAUGAAGAAAUCUUAAUCUAAUUAAAAAUGUAUUAAUAAAUAUUAUUAUAGAGUAGCAGAAUAUAAAUUUAUUGAAGGAUGUUUAACUUGGGCUUUUCAUUGUCAUUUCUUAUGUCGAUAUUAUAUAUCUAUGAUAGAUAUGGAAAAGGCAUACGAUUAUUCAAUAUUAUUAUUGUCUUAUUUACAUUAACUUGAUUUAUAACAAGGUUUUUAUAUAAAGGAGAAUAAAAAUGGAUAUAAACAUCAUUUUGUAAUAUUCACUAUUAAGAUUUUAGCUAUGUUUUUAAUCAGAAAAGAAUAUUAUCAAUAAGAUAUGCUAACCUAAAACUAUUAUUAUCAAAGAGUCUAUUGAAGAUGCUCUAUUUGAUAAUGUAAUUGAUGAUUUUUUUGUGAUAGAAUGCAUUAUUAAUCAUUUAGAUAUUUUAUCCAAAAGCAAAUUUUAGAUGCCCUCUAUAUGCCUAUUACUUCAAUUUCAAUUGAAAUUAUAAAAUCAAAAACAUAAAAUCUAAUUCUGGAAUGUCCUCUCCCAUUUUUUGCAUAGAAUAGGAAUAGAGAAUUUAAUUUCUGAUACAUUAUCACAAAUUCAGGAAGUAAAAAAGGAUAGAAUUUAGGAAUUAAAAGAAAUUAAAAGAUCAAUUAAAAAAAAAAGAAAUGCAAAAAUUUUACUUAGAGAAAUUACUUAAUAAGAAGUUGAUGAAUUUGAUUAUCAAAAUAAUCUAAUUACAUUUUAAUUAAACCUUUAUAAAUUAGAUGAAAAUUCAAAUCAAAAAAUAUUUAUACUUUUCUCAUGUUAAGCAGCUGAAAAAGCAUUAACAGGAUAUUCAAAUUAAUCUAAAGAUAAAACAAAAAUAAAUAAAAAUCAAAUAAGUUAAUUAAAACUCUUGUUAGUAUAAAACUAUAUAUGGUUGAAUUAAAUUGGAAAUGCAAUAAUGACAUUAAGUGAAGCUGAAGAUAUAAUAGUUGAUUGGUUUGGGAAAAUAAAACAUCCAAUAAAGGGUCUUUAUUUUUAUAAUUUAGGAUUAAUUAAGAAUUCAUUUUAUUAACAUAUCCUUAAGAUAUUAGAAAUAUUUAUAGAGACAAAUGCAUUUAAUUUAUUAGAAAUGAAAUAAAUUAUUUAAGGAUUAGCUAUUAUGAAACCAUAAUUAUGGAGAUAAGUAGAUAUGUUUAAUGCAGGUUAAAUAUAAAGUUUGAUUCCUUUUUUUAGAAAUUAUAUAUUAGAAUUUGGAGAUGAAUCUAUUUUUGAUUGUCCAAAAAGUAAAUAUACUGCCAAUGAUGCUGUAAUAAUUUUAGAUGGAGUUUUGUAAAGUAAUAUGGUAUAUGAUUUAUCAGGAAUAACAGAAUUUAUUGAUGUAUUUAUAUUUAUUCUUAUAUAUUAGGCUGAAAAUUGUUUUAAAUUAUUUGAUGCUGAUAAUUUCCUAACUAAAGAGUUAUCAAGUUUGAUUUUCAAAAUUUAGAAUGAGAAAUUAAAAAAUCAAGUAUUAUGA